UACUACUCCCCCCAAGAAGUCCAAUCUGCUCAAACCCAAUUCCCUCCCACACUUCUCCACACUGCUUCAGUCCAGCUCUUCUACAGCCUACAGCCUCUCUCUCUCUCUCUCUCUCUCUAUACAUAUAUAUAAUAAGAAAAAUUCUAUAGAGAUAAACUAAGAAAAAUGGAGUUUCUCGUUCUCCUACUGAUCUUUCUGAUCACAUCUCCAUCGCUCUUCGUUACUCCCUCACAUUCCCAGCUCAGCUUGGACCACUACCAUAAAUCUUGCCCACCAUUCAGCCAAAUCGUCCAAGACACCAUCAUCAACAAGCAGAUCAACACCCCAACCACCGCAGCCGCAACCCUCCGCCUCUUCUUCCACGACUGCCUCCUUAACGGCUGCGACGCCUCCAUCCUCCUCUCCUCCACCCCCUUCAACUCUGCCGAGCGCGAUGCCGACAUCAACCUCUCUCUCCCAGGAGACGCGUUCGAUGUCGUCGUCCGCGCCAAGAUCGCUCUCGAACUUGCCUGUCCCAGCACCGUCUCUUGCGCCGACAUCUUAGCCGUUGCCACGCGCGACCUCGUCAGCAUGGUGGGUGGCCCCUACUACAAUGUGCUCUUGGGGCGCAAAGACGGGCGCGUCUCUGAAGCAUCCCAUGUCGAAGGCAAACUUCCAAGACCCACAAUGUCUGUCUCUGAAAUCAUUACGCUUUUCGCAUCUAAUGGGUUCUCGAUCCAAGAAACGGUGGCCUUAUGCGGUGCUCACACUAUCGGGUUCUCUCAUUGCAAAGAAUUUAGCUCCGGGAUCUAUAACUACAGCGAGUAUUCGCAGUACAAUCCUAGGUUUGCUCAGGAGCUGCAGAAAGCUUGCGCGGAGUAUCAGAAGAACCCUACACUGUCCGUGUUCAAUGACAUCAUGACUCCAAACAAGUUCGAUAACAUGUACUUCCAGAAUCUGCCCAAGGGGUUGGGGCUGUUGAGGUCGGAUCACGGGCUGUACAAUGAUUCGAGGACGAGGCCGUUCGUGGAAAUGUACGCGGCGGACCAGAACAACUUCUUUGAGGCGUUUGGGAAGGCAAUGGAGAAGCUGAGUUUGUACAAGGUCAAAACGGGGACGCAAGGAGAGAUUCGGCGCAGGUGUGAUGCGUUUAACUGAUAAUCGGCUGGAACCUUUUUCAAAGAUUGUUUCUAUUUGCUGUGAUUUUGUGGUGAGUGAGAACGAUUUUUUUUUUUAUAAUUAUUUUUCAUUUUUGGAUUAUGCGGAUCUGGUAAUAUAUUUACACUAUUUGUAUCCAUAUAAUAUUUUUAAGCUCAAAUAUACACAUGAGUAAUUUUAUUCUCUGGAUCACC
Messenger RNA from Juglans regia (Persian walnut), 1331 nucleotides. RefSeq names its product peroxidase 63-like. NCBI's taxonomy places the organism in Eukaryota, Viridiplantae, Streptophyta, Magnoliopsida, Fagales, Juglandaceae. Gene Ontology annotation, biological process: response to oxidative stress; hydrogen peroxide catabolic process. The record is from RefSeq and is a predicted model, not a curated record. The transcript has a single exon. The coding region runs from base 166 to 1137 and encodes 323 amino acids. Gene Ontology annotation, molecular function: heme binding; peroxidase activity.